Prorocentrum cordatum is the source of this 1432-nucleotide messenger RNA. NCBI's taxonomy places the organism in Eukaryota, Dinophyceae, Prorocentrales, Prorocentraceae. The record is from the annotation of a GenBank genome assembly.
CCCCCCCCGCGGAGUUGCAGCACGCAGCACGCGGCCCGAGCUCGCCUGCGCGCGCGGCCCGGCCCCCGCCGCCCGCUCCGAAGUCCCCCCCGAUGUCGGCCGGGUCGCCUGCGGGGAGCGCCCGCAGCAGGGAUGCUGGCGACGGCGGCCCUCCAGGUGGCGAACCGCUUUCCCCUACAGUUCGAGAACUUGUGGAGAAGUGCCAUGACGAGAUGUUCCCGACGGAUCCGUUGGACGAGUUGGUGAUUUCCGAAUUACGAAAUCAUGACAUCGUUUCAAUGCGUGAUCUCAGCAUGCCCCCCAGCGAAGGACUUCUAAAGAGUCCUGUAUGGUCGCUCGUUGAGCUGAUGCAGAAGAAGGCUGCGGUUCAAAAAUUCGUCGACCCUGGCGCCAGGAGCGCCAAGCGUGCCCGCACGGCCGCGGACGCGGAGAGUGGGCCGGGCCCCCGCCACGGAGGGCCCGCACCCGGGGUGGUGCAGUUCUGCACGGCGAGGGACGCCCGGCUGGACGACAUCCAUCUCGGGGACGCGGUGAUCAGGGGCAGCGCCACAGGGGGACCUGAACGUCGGAGGAGGACAAGGUAGCCGUACCUCUGCCCCCCAGCCCGGUUUUCCCCUUUUUGGGCCUCCUGGGCGGCCCUCGUCGCCGCCGCUGGAUUCGCCCCGAAAUCUUGGUCAGAACCCACUCCAUGAGAGGCCCAGGGAGCAGCGGUAUCGGUACCUUUUGAUUCCCCCAGAUCAGGGGCAAGGUGACGACGAACCACACGCGGAACCGCCGCAUGAAGUACCUGCGCAAGCCAGAAUGGAUCGCGACGUUCUGCGGCGCGUUCCGAAUCAAUCCUCCUGCCAAUUUGACCGAGCGACACCUCAGGCAUGAGAAGUUCAAGGACAUGAAACAGUUUGAAUACUUCCUCUGGGAAGACAUCUGUAACCAGCCGCUCUUCGACUCCAUCAGUUUUGAGAUCUGUCGUAAACUCAACGUCCUUCAGGACGAUUUUUGGUUCGAGACAGACCAAGGACAUCGCCUGCGCAAUGUCGACGGAAUCCUGGAUAAGUUCAAGUAUCUCGACGGAGAGACAUCCCAUCGGGACAAGGAACAUCCCCCAGAGUUUCACGGCAAGCCUGUGAUUGACAUCCACGUCGUAGUGAAGCGCUGGGAGUGAGCAGCGACCACCGGUUUUCUUUGCAGUUUCGAGUUCAGACGCCAGGGGGCAGGAGGCGGGGUCGGGCUCGCGCACUUAGGAGGCCGAUCCCUGUACAUAGAAGGGGCCGCGCGGCACAGCCGCGAGUUCGCGCCUGCUUAGAUAUGCUGGGGCACCUCAUCCGGUCGAGGCGCACGGGGGACUGCUUAGACCGAUGGGUGGUCCCCGCGGUGUGGACGGGUGUGCCCAGGGCAAACUGUUCGCUCGCGGGGCUAGGAGCCCUCUGGAGGA